AUGGCUGUAAUAAAUGAUACGUUUGAAACAGCACACACUCUACUCAUGGAAGCUUUGGCACAGCAACGUCCAACGGAGGCAUCAAAUUUCGCUCCAAAUGUAACUGCCUUCCUCUCAGUUGCCAAUAAAAUCGAGCCGUUCUACUCCGAGACAGAUGCCGAUUCUGUCUGCGUGAUGUUUCAACAUUUAAGAUUAUUUUUAAAGUCGGACUAA
Molecule: messenger RNA, 213 nt
Organism: Opisthorchis viverrini
Lineage: Eukaryota; Metazoa; Platyhelminthes; Trematoda; Opisthorchiida; Opisthorchiidae
Exons: 1
Coding region: 1-213 (70 amino acids)
Source: RefSeq, a predicted model, not a curated record